AUGCCAAAUCCGGCGGUAUUCCUUGGAGACACUGACAACAAUGGCAGGAAUAUUCAGUCGUGCCUCACUGAACCCAAGCCAGCAGCGGGGCUGGGGGCUCAGGACCUCGAGGACCCAGCGAGGGGUCAUGGCCCAACCGAAUUUGCUUUCCUGUCAAAGCCUCAAGGCCUGGUUACUCCCAAGAAAAAAGGAAACGGGAAUAAAAGAAGAAAAGGCAAAGGCCUGGGGAAGAAGCGAGACCCGUGCCUGCGGAAGUACAAGGAUUUCUGUAUUCACGGCGAAUGCAAAUACAUCCGAGAGCUGGGAGCUCCCUCCUGCAUAUGCCAGCCGGGAUAUCAUGGGGAGAGAUGCCACGGCCUCUCGCUGCCUGUGGAGCACCCCCCCAGCGCGUACGACCACACCACGGCUCUGGCCGUCGUUGCCGUCGUCCUGUCCUCCCUGUGUCUCCUCAUCAUCGCAGCCCUGCUGAUGCUCAGGUGUCACAAGAGGGGUGUCUACGAUGUAGAAAACGAAGAGAAGAUCAAGCUGGGCAUCACUGUGAACCACUGAGGAUGCCAGGUGCUGGCGAGUGGUCGGCACUAAUGCACUUCUACCUCCUGGAAGAGGCGAGAGCUGCGGAGCCAGCGCCGUCCUGGGAGUCCGCAGCACGGCGAAGCUCGCUGGAGCAGCAGGACAGCACCCGCUUUGGGGCUGGUCGGGCAG
Molecule: messenger RNA, 702 nt
Organism: Egretta garzetta (little egret)
Lineage: Eukaryota; Metazoa; Chordata; Aves; Pelecaniformes; Ardeidae
Gene: HBEGF
Product: heparin binding EGF like growth factor
Exons: 5
Coding region: 1-549 (182 amino acids)
Biological process (GO): epidermal growth factor receptor signaling pathway; positive regulation of cell population proliferation; positive regulation of mitotic nuclear division
Molecular function (GO): heparin binding
Source: RefSeq, a predicted model, not a curated record